Penicillium longicatenatum is the source of this 306-nucleotide messenger RNA. RefSeq lists its product as uncharacterized. NCBI's taxonomy places the organism in Eukaryota, Fungi, Ascomycota, Eurotiomycetes, Eurotiales, Aspergillaceae. The transcript has 2 exons. The record is from RefSeq and is a predicted model, not a curated record. The coding region runs from base 1 to 306 and encodes 101 amino acids.
AUGGCCGGUAAAGUGGCUAUCAAUGAUUUGGGCCCAGAUCACUUAGCCGCCUUCAAGCUAUCUCUUCAGCGCAUUUGGUCGAUAAAGCUUGUGGAGGAUACAUUUGCACAGAUUGUCGAUGGUAUCCCAGUAGAACAUUUGGACACUGAAUUAUUAUUUCAGUACGAUGAAGAAAUAUUCGGGCGUACACACCCGAGUGAUGACGCCUUAGACGAGGUCGCGCGAUGGAAAUCGAAAUUUCAGAUAGAGAGUUUCAGUAUAGAUGCCGAGCGUAUCAAAAUACCACGAGGGGACAACGGAGUUUGA